UGUAGUGCUGAAGCGGUGCGUUUAAGGCAAGGCAAGAUCAAAGCGUGGCGCGAGGGUUGAAAAUUUUGAGUCGUUGAGAAAUCAAAUUUUAUGCGCGAGCAAACGAAGACACGUCGAAUCGCCGUAAAAAGGAGCGAAAUGGCCCAACGGUCACAAGCAGAACGACAAAUUAUAUGAUUCUCUGGCUACAAUUUCAGUUCAUCAUUUCCCGCGGAAUUCCUCCCGAUCUGCCGUCACCGCCGUGCAUUUCUCUCCGGAGACUGGCGUUUCUAUGCAUUAUUUUCUUACCGUAACCGGAGAUCUUGAUUGUUUUUCCCAUGGAUCUGCUACGAUCGGAGCCGAUGCAAUUGGCGCAGCUGAUCAUUCCUAAUGAAUCAGCGCACCGGACGAUUUCCUACCUCGGCGACCUCGGUCUCUUCCAAUUCAACGAUCUCAAUGCGUCUAGAAGCCCAUUCCAGCGGACGUAUGCUACUCAUAUUAAAAGAUGUGGGGAAAUGGCUCGCAAGCUACGGUUUUUCAGGGAUCAAAUGGCAAGGGCUGGUUUAUCACCCUCAACAAAUUCUCUAGGGGUUCCUGGUUUAGAUCUGGAUAAUUUAGAGGUUAAACUUGGAGAACUUGAGGCAGAGUUGUUAGAGAUAAAUGACAACAACGAAAAGUUACAACGCAAUCAUAGUGAGCUAUUGGAAUAUAAGCUUGUACUGCAGAAGGUCGGUGAGUUUUUCCAGCUAGCUCAAAGCAUAGCUGCAGCUCAGCAAAGGGAACUGGAAGUGCAGCAAAACAAGGAAGGAUCCAUUGACAGUCCCCUAUUAUUGGAACAAGAAAUGACAACGGAUCCAAUGAAACAAGUAAAACUAGGAUAUAUCAGUGGUCUUGUUCCAAGAGAAAAGUCAAUGGCUUUUGAAAGGAUUUUGUUUCGUUCAACUAGGGGCAACAUGUACCUGAGACAAGCUGUGGUUGAUGGUUCUGUCACUGAUCCUGUAUCUGGUGAGAAGGUCGAGAAAAAUGUGUUUGUCAUAUUCUUUUCCGGAGAGAGAGCAAAGAAUAAAAUCCUGAAAAUAUGUGAAGCUUUUGGUGCAAACCGAUAUCCAUUCACUGAUGACUUGGGCAAACAAUUGCAGAUGAUAACAGAGGUGUCUGGAAAACUCUCUGAAUUGAAGACUACCAUUGAUGUGGGGAAACUGCAUCGAAGUAAACUCUUUCAGACAAUUGGCCAUCAAUAUGAGCAGUGGAAUCUUCUGGUAAAGAAGGAAAAAUCUAUUUACCACACUUUGAAUAUGCUCAGUGUUGAUGUAACGAAGAAAUGCCUUGUUGGUGAAGGUUGGUGUCCUGUUCUUGCUACAAAUCAGAUUCAAAAUGCAAUGCAUAAGGCAACCUAUGACAGCAAAUCACAAAUUGAGGCUAUCUUUCAUGUUUUGCGUACGAAGGAAGCACCACCAACAUAUUUCCGUACAAACAAAUUUACUUCUUCAUUUCAAGAAAUCGUGGAUGCAUAUGGGGUUGCUAAGUAUCAGGAAGCAAAUCCUGGAGUCUACACGAUUAUCACAUUCCCUUUCCUUUUUGCUGUAAUGUUUGGUGAUUGGGGCCAUGGCAUAUGCUUGUUGCUGGCAACAUUAUAUUUUAUAACAAGGGAGAAAAAAUUUUCCAGUGAGAAACUUGGAGAUAUCAUUGAAAUGACUUUCGGGGGACGUUAUGUUAUCAUGAUGAUGGCACUUUUUUCAAUCUACACAGGACUGAUUUAUAAUGAAUUCUUUUCUGUCCCGUUUGAACUGUUUGGGCCUUCUGCUUAUGGUUGUCGUGAUACAUCAUGCAGGGAUGCUACUACCAUUGGUCUCAUAAAGGUUCGUGAUACAUAUCUCUUUGGUGUGGAUCCUAAGUGGCAUGGUACUCGAAGUGAGUUACCUUUUCUCAACUCUUUGAAGAUGAAGAUGUCUAUCCUACUGGGAGUAGCUCAAAUGAAUCUUGGAAUUAUAUUGAGUUACUUCAAUGCGAAAUUCUUUGGAGAAAACAUCAACAUCUGGUACCAAUUUGUUCCACAAAUGAUAUUCUUGAACAGCUUAUUUGGUUACCUCUCACUUCUCAUAAUUGUAAAAUGGUGCUCUGGAUCUCAAGCUGAUCUGUAUCACAUAAUGAUAUAUAUGUUCUUGAGUCCUACAGAUGAUCUGGGUGAAAAUCAGCUUUUUCCAGGACAGAAGUUCCUUCAGCUUAUGUUACUUCUGUCUGCCCUCAUUGCUGUGCCAUGGAUGUUGCUUCCCAAGCCUUUUCUUUUGAAGAAACAACAUGAAGAAAGGCAUCAAGGCCAAUCCUACUCCCUAAUUCACAGCACAGAUGACAAUGAUGAAACAGAACAUAGCCACGGUUCCCACAGCCACGAGGAGUUUGAUUUCAGUGAGGUCUUUGUACACCAACUCAUACAUACCAUUGAGUUUGUGCUUGGUGCAGUUUCUAAUACGGCGUCCUAUCUACGUCUAUGGGCCCUCAGUCUAGCCCAUUCGGAGUUGUCGAGUGUAUUCUACGACAAGAUUCUUCUCCUAGCCUGGGGGUUCAAUAGUUUGAUGAUCCGAGCAGUAGGAGUUGUUGUUUUUAUUUGUGCAACCGUUGGAGUUUUGCUAGUUAUGGAAACUCUAAGCGCAUUCCUACACGCCUUGAGGCUCCACUGGGUGGAGUUUCAGAACAAAUUCUAUGCAGGUGAUGGAUUCAAAUUUUCCCCCUUCUCGUUUUCGUCGCUUCGGGACGAGGAUGAGUGACAACUGACAAGACGAACAUAUUUUUGAAGCUUGGCCAAUGGCCAUCAACUCAACUGCCAAAAGGUACAAUCUAAAAACUCAUUCUAUUAUAAUUUAUUCGACGGCUGCAUAUUUUGACUCUUCUCCAAAUAAUUAGGAACAAUUUUUGUUGAUAUAUAUUACAUUUUUACCUGAAGUAAUUGUCCGCACACACGCAUACAAUGAUGGUUGUGUUUAAAUUUGAUACAAAUGUAUAAAUGACACUUCAUGAAAUGAAUUUUUUUAAUUUAAAUUUUAUGGCUUAAACACAUGGGUUUUUACCAACUCUAAGAUGGAUAGUAUGAUCUCUCACCUCUACCGGUAGUUGUCGAACUUAAGAAGGAAAAUAAUCUCUAUAUAGGAAUAUGAGAUUGAUUUGAUUAGAAAGGUUCAACAUAUGUACUAUUAGUCUAAAAUGAUGGGAAGAGUAAUAAUGCAACGUUUAAUCUACCAGGCUCUUAAUAAAUCCAAAAGCUGAGGAAAUAACCGCUUCAUGAAUAAUUUGAUUUUAAAAAUUUUAGUUAGGUUAAUCAUCUUGGAUAGCUCAUUGAUCUAAAAAAAACUAGAGUUAUUAAGAAGAAAUGGGUUCAAACCCCAGGAUGACCACUGACCUUAAGAAUUAAUAAUUCAUAUAGCUUGGACA
Messenger RNA from Momordica charantia (bitter melon), 3405 nucleotides. Its product is annotated as V-type proton ATPase subunit a2. The record is from RefSeq and is a predicted model, not a curated record. NCBI's taxonomy places the organism in Eukaryota, Viridiplantae, Streptophyta, Magnoliopsida, Cucurbitales, Cucurbitaceae. Gene Ontology annotation, biological process: proton transmembrane transport; vacuolar acidification. Gene Ontology annotation, molecular function: proton-transporting ATPase activity, rotational mechanism; ATPase binding. Gene Ontology annotation, cellular component: vacuolar proton-transporting V-type ATPase complex; vacuolar proton-transporting V-type ATPase, V0 domain.